UCUACCUUUAGUAAAUAUUGCGAGGUUAUUUUUUCCUUUCCUUCCCUUUUUCCUGACUCAUCCAGAAUUGAGGUUUUCCCUCAUAAUUCAAAUUACUUGGUCGUCCCUUGUCCAUUCUCUUCUCCUUGGGCUGUAUCGGAUAGCACGACGCCAAUCAUAUCAUAUCAUCACUCUCGCCACUCGAAACAAUGACGCCGGAAAGCAGACCCGAUGAGAAACCGCCGCCGCCGGGCAACGGCCCGGAGCAAAACCCGGAUGGCGGCCAAACUGCUCCGGCUCCCGCGGUCGGUCGAUGGGCCCGGACCCGGGAGCUGCUCCUCAAGGCGGCCACCUUCGGCCGGGUCGAGGUCCGCGGCAUCACUCCCAUUCCGGUUAAGGAACGGAAUGUCAGCCAGACGGUGAAUAUUUUCACGCUGUGGUGGUCCAUGAACACUAAUAUCCUGGGCAUUACGUUUGGGAUGUUGGCGCCCGUCUACGGACUCAACCUGAGAGACUCCUCCCUGGUGAUUCUGUUCUUCACGCUGCUGACCACCAUCCUGCCGGCCUACCUGUCUACGUGGGGCCCGAAGAUUGGCAUGAGGCAGAUGCUGCAGGCGCGGUACAGCUUCGGCCGCUACCUCGUCUCCAUACCGGUUCUUCUCAACCUCGCGACGCUGACAGGGUUCUGCGUGAUCAUGGCCGUUGUCGGAGGCCAAUGCCUGUCCGCCGUGGCAGAUGGCAACCUGUCGGUGACGGUGGGCAUCGUCCUGACGGCCGUGCUGACCCUCGGCAUCUCGUUCUGCGGCUACAGGGUGCUGCACAGCUUCGAGCGCUACGCCUGGAUCUCCGCGCUGAUUUCCAUCAUCGUGGCCGUUGGCUGUGGCGGCCGGGACCUGCACAAGCAGGUCGUCUACGACGCACCCCCGCCAGCCUCGUCGGUUCUCAAUUUUGGCAUGAUCGUCGCCUCGUACAUGAUCCCCUGGGCCUGUCUCAGCUCCGACUUCACCACCUAUCUCAAGCCGGAUACUCCCCCCUCCAAGAUCUUCGUCUAUUCCUUCGUCGGACUCGCCACCCCGACGGUCCUGCUCAUGGUGCUCGGCUCGGCCAUCGGCAACGCGAUCCCCAACGUGCCCGAGUGGCAGGCCGGCUACGACCAGAACCUGGUCGGCGGCGUGCUGGCGGCCAUGCUCCGGCCCGCCGGCGGCUUUGGCAAGUUCCUGGUCGUCGUCCUCUCCUUCUCGCUCCUGGGCAACCUGGCUGCCACGAGCUACAGCGUGACGCUGAACCUGCAGCUUCUGCUGCCUUUCCUCGUGAAAGUGCCGCGCUAUCUGUUCAGCAUCGUCUUUGCCGCGAUCGUGAUCCCCGUGGCCAUCCGCGCCGCGUCCGACUUCUUUGUGAAUCUGGAGAACUUUGUCGCGCUCAUCGCCUACUGGACGUCGGCGUUCCUGGCCGUGGUGUUGGUGGAGCACUUUGUCUUUCGGAAAGGGGACUGUGCGGCGUAUGACCCCGACGCGUGGAACGAUGCCAGACGGUUGCCGUGGGGUGUUGCGGCGCUGGGUGCUGGCGUGUUGAGUAUGGGACUGGUAGUUCCCAGCAUGGCUCAAGUUUGGUGGACGGGGCCCAUCGCCGAGACGACGGGGGAUAUUGGGUUCGAGGUGGCGUUUGCGUUGAGCGCCGUGUUGUAUGUGCCGUUGAGGUGGGCUGAAAGGCGCUUGACGGGGAGGUGAUGGCGGGGUUGUAACUUGUGGGAUAUAAAGUGUUGCCGGGGAAUGAGGUAAUCAUGGAGGUAAUGACAAGGUAAUGCCGGGAAUGUUAUCUA
This is a messenger RNA of Chaetomium strumarium, 1798 nucleotides long. RefSeq names its product permease for cytosine/purines, uracil, thiamine, allantoin-domain-containing protein. Gene Ontology annotation, cellular component: plasma membrane. The transcript is spliced from 3 exons. NCBI's taxonomy places the organism in Eukaryota, Fungi, Ascomycota, Sordariomycetes, Sordariales, Chaetomiaceae. Gene Ontology annotation, molecular function: transmembrane transporter activity. Bases 189 to 1706 code for a protein of 505 amino acids. The record is from RefSeq and is a predicted model, not a curated record. Gene Ontology annotation, biological process: transmembrane transport.